Dipodomys spectabilis (banner-tailed kangaroo rat) is the source of this 6821-nucleotide messenger RNA. It is a transcript of the gene Kdm5c, whose product is annotated as lysine demethylase 5C. The transcript has 26 exons. The record is from RefSeq and is a predicted model, not a curated record. Gene Ontology annotation, cellular component: nucleus. Gene Ontology annotation, molecular function: DNA binding; histone demethylase activity. Bases 518 to 5194 code for a protein of 1558 amino acids. Lineage: Eukaryota; Metazoa; Chordata; Mammalia; Rodentia; Heteromyidae. Gene Ontology annotation, biological process: chromatin remodeling.
CCGCUGAGGUGAACUAUUUUCUCAGUAGUGAGUAGUUUUAAGUAAUACCUUCCAAAUAGGAAACUCGUAGCAGCUGAUUUAUCUCAGUACCCACAGGAUGAAGGCUUAUUUGGGCUUAGCCUGACGCAAGGUUCGCGAGGCUCAGAAGAACACUCCGCGGAGGGAUCCGAUUUGUUGUGGUGAGGGAGGGGGGGGUGAGACGCUGACAAACCAAGAUGGCGGCUGUGAAGUCCGCGGUUGUUGGGACUUAGCUGUAGUGGUGAAGCUUGCGGUAGUGGGUGGCGGUGGCAGAGUUUGGGAGGAACAGAGUAGGACAAAGAGGUGGUAACAUUAGUAUCAGCCUGAGACAUUCAGAUCGCGGCAGCCACACGCCCCCUUAGGCCCUCGGCGGGCGGCGGCUGACCCGCUUAGGGCCUAGUCUCUGAGAAGUGCCUCGGUUUCAAAAAGCGGCGGCGCCAUGAGGCCUUAGGGGUGAUCUGACUCCUGCUGAUUCCCUGGCCCAAUCCUCGGGCCCACCAUGGAGCCGGGGUCCGACGAUUUCCUACCGCCACCGGAGUGCCCGGUGUUCGAGCCUAGCUGGGCCGAGUUCCGAGACCCUCUGGGCUACAUUGCGAAAAUCAGGCCGAUCGCCGAGAAGUCGGGCAUUUGCAAGAUCCGCCCACCUGCGGAUUGGCAGCCACCUUUUGCUGUGGAAGUGGACAACUUCAGGUUUACUCCCCGAAUCCAGAGGCUAAAUGAACUAGAGGCCCAGACAAGAGUAAAACUGAACUACUUGGACCAGAUUGCCAAAUUCUGGGAAAUCCAGGGCUCUUCCUUGAAGAUUCCCAAUGUGGAACGGCGAAUCUUGGACCUCUACAGCCUCAGCAAAAUUGUGGUGGAGGAAGGUGGUUAUGAAGCCAUCUGCAAGGACCGGCGGUGGGCUCGGGUGGCCCAGCGCCUCAACUACCCACCAGGCAAAAACAUUGGUUCCCUAUUACGCUCUCAUUAUGAACGCAUCGUUUAUCCCUAUGAAAUGUAUCAGUCUGGAGCCAAUCUUGUGCAGUGUAACACACGUCCAUUUGAUAAUGAGGAGAAGGACAAGGAAUACAAACCCCACAGCAUUCCCCUUCGACAAUCUGUGCAGCCUUCCAAGUUCAACAGCUAUGGCCGGCGGGCCAAGAGACUGCAGCCUGAUCCGGAACCCACUGAGGAAGACAUUGAAAAGAAUCCAGAGCUUAAGAAGCUACAGAUCUAUGGGGCAGGCCCCAAGAUGAUGGGCCUGGGCCUGAUGGCCAAGGAUAAGACUCUGCGUAAAAAAGAUAAGGAUGGGCCUGAGUGUCCCCCCACUGUAGUGGUGAAGGAGGAAUCAGGUGUGGAUGUGAAGGUGGAGUCAGCCUCACCCAAGAGUUUUCUGGAAAGCAAGGAGGAAGUGAGUCACAGCCCAGAGCCCUGCACCAAGAUGACGAUGAGGCUGCGUAGGAACCACAGCAAUGCCCAGUUUAUUGAGUCGUAUGUGUGCCGGAUGUGUUCGCGAGGGGAUGAGGAUGAUAAGCUCCUGCUCUGUGAUGGCUGUGAUGAUAAUUACCACAUUUUUUGCCUGCUCCCUCCUCUGCCUGAGAUUCCAAAAGGUGUCUGGCGGUGCCCAAAGUGUGUCAUGGCGGAGUGUAAGCGGCCCCCUGAAGCCUUUGGCUUUGAGCAGGCUACCCGGGAAUACACUCUGCAGAGCUUUGGUGAGAUGGCUGACUCCUUUAAAGCUGACUACUUCAACAUGCCUGUGCAUAUGGUGCCCACAGAACUUGUAGAGAAGGAGUUCUGGCGACUGGUCAAUAGCAUUGAGGAAGAUGUGACUGUUGAGUAUGGGGCUGACAUCCAUUCCAAAGAAUUUGGCAGCGGUUUCCCUGUCAGUGAUAGUAAGCGGCACCUUACCCCUGAGGAGGAGGAGUAUGCAACAAGUGGUUGGAACCUGAAUGUGAUGCCUGUGUUGGAACAGUCUGUACUGUGCCACAUCAAUGCAGAUAUAUCAGGCAUGAAAGUACCCUGGCUGUAUGUGGGUAUGGUCUUCUCAGCCUUUUGCUGGCAUAUUGAGGAUCACUGGAGUUACUCCAUUAACUACCUCCAUUGGGGUGAGCCGAAGACCUGGUAUGGGGUACCUUCCUUGGCAGCAGAACAUUUGGAAGAAGUAAUGAAAAAGCUGACACCUGAACUUUUUGAUAGCCAGCCUGACCUCCUACACCAACUUGUCACCCUGAUGAAUCCUAAUACCCUUAUGUCACAUGGUGUACCGGUUGUUCGCACAAACCAGUGUGCAGGAGAAUUCGUCAUCACCUUUCCUCGUGCUUACCACAGCGGCUUCAACCAAGGCUACAACUUUGCUGAGGCUGUCAACUUUUGUACUGCUGACUGGCUGCCAGCUGGGCGUCAGUGCAUUGAGCACUACCGCCGGCUCCGAAGAUAUUGCGUCUUCUCCCAUGAAGAGCUCAUCUGCAAGAUGGCUGCGUGCCCUGAGAAGCUGGACCUGAACCUGGCAGCAGCCGUACAUAAAGAGAUGUUCAUAAUGGUGCAGGAGGAGCGGCGCCUACGAAAGGCUCUGCUAGAGAAAGGUAUCACAGAGGCCGAACGAGAGGCUUUUGAACUGCUCCCAGAUGAUGAGCGCCAGUGCAUCAAGUGCAAGACCACAUGCUUCCUGUCUGCCCUAGCCUGCUAUGAUUGCCCAGAUGGUCUUGUCUGCCUUUCCCACAUUAAUGACCUCUGCAAGUGCUCCAGUAGUCGGCAGUAUCUGCGCUAUCGGUAUACCUUAGAUGAGCUCCCUGCCAUGCUGCAUAAGCUGAAGGUUCGAGCGGAGUCCUUUGACACCUGGGCCAACAAAGUGCGAGUGGCACUAGAGGUGGAAGAUGGACGAAAGCGCAGUCUUGAAGAGCUAAGGGCACUAGAGUCUGAGGCCCGUGAGCGAAGGUUUCCUAACAGUGAGCUACUGCAGCAACUGAAGAACUGCUUGAGUGAGGCUGAGGCUUGCGUGUCCCGAGCUCUGGGAUUGGUCAGCGGCCAAGAAGCUGGCCCCCACAGGGUGGCUGGCCUACAGAUGACCUUGGCUGAACUUCGGGCCUUUCUGGACCAGAUGAACAAUCUUCCUUGUGCCAUGCACCAGAUUGGGGAUGUUAAGGGCAUCCUGGAACAGGUGGAGGCCUACCAGGCUGAAGCGUGUGAGGCCCUGGCCUCACUGCCCUCCAAUCCUGGGCUACUGCAAUCCCUGUUGGAGAGAGGGCAGCAGCUGGGGGUGGAGGUGCCUGAGGCCCAGCAGCUCCAGCGGCAGGUGGAACAGGCACGGUGGCUGGAUGAGGUAAAACGCACACUGGCCCCUUCUGCCCGAAGGGGCACCCUGGCUGUCAUGCGGGGACUGUUGGUUGCGGGUGCCAGUGUUGCCCCUAGCUCUGCUGUGGAUAAGGCCCGGGCUGAGCUUCAGGAGCUGCUGACCAUUGCUGAACGCUGGGAGGAGAAAGCCCACCUCUGCCUGGAAGCCAGGCAGAAGCAUCCACCAGCCACACUUGAGGCCAUAAUCCGUGAAGCAGAAAACAUCCCUGUUCACCUGCCUAAUAUUCAGGCUCUCAAGGAGGCUCUUGCUAAGGCCCGGGCAUGGAUUGCUGAUGUGGAUGAGAUCCAAAAUGGUGACCACUACCCCUGCUUGGAUGACUUGGAGGGCCUGGUGGCUGUGGGCCGGGACCUCCCUGUGGGACUAGAGGAACUGAGACAGCUGGAGCUGCAGGUACUGACGGCGCACUCUUGGAGGGAGAAGGCUUCCAAGACCUUCCUCAAGAAGAAUUCUUGCUACACGCUGCUGGAGGUGCUCUGCCCGUGUGCAGACGCCGGCUCAGACAGCACCAAGCGCAGCCGGUGGAUGGAGAAGGAGCUGGGGUUAUACAAAUCUGACACAGAGCUGCUGGGGCUGUCUGCGCAGGACCUCAGGGACCCAGGCUCUGUGAUCGUGGCCUUCAAGGAGGGGGAGCAGAAGGAGAAGGAGGGUAUCCUGCAGCUGCGCCGCACCAACUCAGCCAAGCCCAGUCCACUGGCAUCAUCGACCACAGCCACUUCUGCGACCUCCAUCUGUGUGUGUGGGCAAGUGCCGGCCGGGGUGGGAGCUCUGCAGUGUGACCUGUGUCAGGACUGGUUCCAUGGGCGGUGUGUGACAGUGCCCCGCCUCCUCAGCUACCCAAGGCCCAGUCCCACCUCAUCCCCACUGCUGGCUUGGUGGGAAUGGGACACCAAAUUCUUGUGCCCACUGUGCAUGCGCUCACGGCGCCCACGCCUGGAGACCAUCCUGGCACUGCUGGUAGCCCUGCAGAGACUGCCUGUGCGGCUGCCUGAGGGUGAGGCCCUACAGUGCCUCACAGAGAGGGCCAUCAGCUGGCAAGGCCGUGCCAGACAGGCUCUAGCCUCUGAGGACGUGACUGCUCUAUUGGGACGGCUGGCUGAGCUCCACCAACAGCUCCAGGCUGAACCCAGUCCCGAGGAGCCCCCUACUUACCCUGCAGACCUUGCCUCUGACUCUCUGAGAGAGAGCAGUGGCAAGGAUGUGCCUAAGGGCUUGUUGGAGAAUGGAGACAGUGUGACCAGUCCUGAGAAGGUAGCCACAGAGGAGGGCUCAGGUAAGAGAGAUUUGGAGCUGCUGUCCUCGCUGUUGCCACAACUGACUGGUCCUGUGCUGGAACUGCCGGAGGCAACUCGAGCCCCUCUGGAGGAGCUUAUGAUGGAGGGAGACCUGCUUGAGGUGACCCUGGAUGAGAACCACAGCAUCUGGCAGCUCCUGCAGGCUGGGCAGCCUCCAAACCUGGAGCGGAUCCACACACUUCUAGAGCUGGAGAAGGCAGAACGCCAUGGGAGUCGGGCUCGGGGUCGGGCCCUGGAAAGGCGGCGGCGGCGGAAGGUGGAUCGGGGUGGGGAGGCCGAUGACCCAGCCCGAGAGGAGCUAGAGCCAAAGAGGGUACGAAGCUCAGGGCCAGAGGCCGAGGAAGCCCAGGAGGAGGACGAGCUGGAGGAGGAAACUGGGGGUGAGGCCCCUCCUGUACCCCUCCCCACCACUGGCAGUUCCAACACCCAGGAGAACCAGGAUGGCUUGGAACCAGCACUAGGGGCCACUGUAGACCCCACAGCCCCCUUUUCUACUCUGACUUCCCGGCUGCAUAUGUCCUGCCCACAGCAGCCUCCUCAGCAACAGUUGUGACAGUGGCUGAGCCUAGCACAGACCCUAACAGACCCUUCCCCCACUCCUGGCCUCAAGGAUCCUCUUUCUGACCAUCAAGCCUGCUUUCUUGGAGGUGGGUGGGUGGGGGGAGGCUCCCUCUCUUCCCUGAGUCCCUUGACUUUUAUAUUCUGACUCCAAGGUAUUGUUCAGACCUCAGCUCCUGGGGGCCGGCCCCUGGAGUCCCACCCCCAUCCCUGGUAACCUCUAACCAGCAUUCCCAGACACCUGAGGCAGAUAGGCAGGUGGGAAGGGGGGGGGUCAUUGGGGCUGGGCCAGCACCAUUCCAGAGACAAGGCCAGUGCAUAUGCAAACUGGGGGAAAUCUCUCCCUUCUUCCCAGUUCUAGCCCUGGCCAGGCCAUGCUACACUAACCUCUACACCCCCUCUCACUCAUUUGCCUCCUCCCUUUUGCCCUCCUCCCUUCACCCUCACCUUUUUCCCUUUUCCCUUUUCCCUGAUUUUUCCACCCAGGAGGAGGAAACUUCACAUAGCUGUGCUCAGUUUUUUUAUUUUCUAUGAAUUUGUUUGGGGGUGGGGUGGGGGCUCAGCAGGGCUCCUUGUGGUCUGAAGAAGGCUUUUGGUGCUUGUCCUCACACCUGCCUCAACCCUUCCUCCCUGUCCUCCCCCUAUCCUUUCCUCCUCCUGGGUUCAUGUUGUAAUAAAAGAAGAUUGUCGGUGUGUAAUUAAUUUGUUCAGAAGGAAAACAAAAAAGAAACUUGGUUCCAACUGAAGCCUAUUUUAAUUUUAUUUUAUUAUUUUCCUCUUGUUAGAAAUAAAACCCUUAGCAACAUUUUUUUGGAAACCUGUUUCUGAAGUGCAUUUCUCUUCUAAAGGGAGAGUGGAGCCUCCCUCACCUGUCAGUGGAGCAGCUGUAGUGCUAGCAGGAGCACUGAGGCUGAGGCCAGGGGCCAAGGGGUUCUGAAACUGAAUCCAUCGUACCAGCUUCUCCUUAACCUUGGGCAAGACAUCCAAUGCCUCCCCAAGCCAGUUCCCUGUCUCCAAACAGGUGGGCUUUGGCCCCACUCACCUGACCUGCACAAUAGCUUCCCCAAACUUUGUGCCCUCCAGUCUAUACCCUCUUGUUUUCAGAGGGAGCCCCCCCCCCCCAUGGCUUCAUUAAGGUAUAAUUCCAUGCCAUAAUGUUCAUCUUGUUAAAUGUGUAGUUGAAUGAGUUCAGAUAGUGUUUUCUAAAGUGUAGAACUGAUCGUGUCACUACUGCUUCAUUACUCUUAAGAUCAAGAUUAUAUAUAACCUCAUUCUUUCUAGAAUGCUUUUCUGACUAACCCAUGUAGGCCCUAUCUCUUGAUGUUUCUCACUUGUUCUUUCUGCCCUGGAUGAAUGGGCAGAUGUGUGCUUAUUUGUAAUUCUGGAGUUCUCUUUUUAAACACUUGUUUUAUUGAGAUAAAACUCACAUACCAUAUAGUUCCCUCUCUUUAAGUGUACAAUUCAGCAACUUUUAGUAUAUUUAACAGAGUUGUGCAAAAACAUCACUGCAAAAAAAAUUGAGAACAUUUUUAUCAUCUCCAAAAAAACCUUCACAUCCCUUAGGUUCUUCCCAUUUUCCCUCUUUACCUAUUCUGGACGUUUUAUAUAAAUGAAAUUAUACA